Cyprinodon variegatus (sheepshead minnow) is the source of this 2485-nucleotide messenger RNA. Its product is annotated as THAP domain-containing protein 6-like. The record is from RefSeq and is a predicted model, not a curated record. The coding region runs from base 54 to 893 and encodes 279 amino acids. Lineage: Eukaryota; Metazoa; Chordata; Actinopteri; Cyprinodontiformes; Cyprinodontidae. The transcript is spliced from 6 exons.
CGCCGCCAUCUUUGAGCGGUCGUACUAUUCUGGUUCUACCAAAACAGCUGAAAAUGCCUCAGCACUGCGCGGCAUUAUUGUGUUCAAAUCGACGAAAGGCUGACGUUAGGGCUCGGGGGAUAACAUUUCACAAGUUUCCCAAAGACAAUAAUGCGAGGAAGAAGUGGGAAGUGUCUUUAAGGAGAGAGGGAUUCACUGCGAGUGAUACAUCCGUGCUGUGCAGCGAGCAUUUUCAGCAGGAUGAUUUCGACAGGACGGGUCAGAUUGUCCGCCUGAAAGAUGGUGUUUUUCCAUCGAUAUUCAGGUUUCCAGAUCACCUCCAAGAACCAAAAAAGUGCAGGACUUCAGUGAUCGUCAAAACAGCUGACGUUACUCCGCCUGUGGCUUCUCAGGAGGCCCCAGAAACGUGUACCUCACACCCAAAACCUCAGCCUAAUGAUGAUCAUUGCUACGCUUUGCCUUCCUCUCUUACUGCCGUUACGGCUAAACUGAAGGAGGCUUUGGCGAGGGUGGAAAGUCUGGAGCGGGAGAGGAAAAACGCCAUGGCCAGGGAAAAGAGGGCAAGGACCAUAGUUCAGUGUCUGUUGGGGGAGUUGAAUGAAAAGAAACUCCUUAAUAAAGGGCUUAAGGAAAAGCUUGAAUUCUACUCAGAUCUUCAACUGGACUUCAUGAUGCAGGGCAAUGAGUACACAAAGGAGCACAAAGAAUUCGCCCUAACGCUCUAUGUGCACGGACCAAAGGCGUACAAAUACCUCAGGAAGACUGGAAAAUUUCCCCUCCCACACCCACAUACUUUACAAAGGUGGCGAUGUUCAAUGGAGGCUAAAUCUGAGCAGGUACCAGACUCUGCGAAGUCCACGAAACGUCGAAAGGACAAGCAGAUAAAAAGAUGACAUCCUGUCUGGUGUGAAGAUGUCCUCUGCUGAAGAGCAGAUGUAGGAGGAUUUCAUCAGAGAUGUUUUACUAUCUACGUUUUAACACAGCUACCAGCUUAUUACACUGAAAAACAAUGGUGGCCUAGUGAUCCCAUCGCAAGGUGCAGAAAGCGACACAGAGAGCAAUUGGAAGAGCAUCAAGAGUGACCUCCAAAGGAGUCCACCCCUCAUCAGUGAAGACAUUGAAACAGAAUGCUGUUCUGCUUAGGAAAUGCAUUAAGUAGACACGAUUUGAUAACCUUCAUUCUGAAUUAUUGCCAUUUUGUCUGUCUAAAAAACAGACAUGAAUGGCAGUACAAGGAAAACAUCUCUGCAAACCUAUCCUGUUCCAGGGGGCAGGACAGGUUUGCAGGGUUUGGGCUCAAUGUAAAACCUUCAUGAGACACUGUACACAUGCAUAUUUGGUUUGGGGUCAGGGCAGAUAACUGGAUGUAGCCUUUACUCUGGUCUUGCUCAGCCACAAAACAUGACUGGGCCAGACUGCAACUAGCAAUCAGGUCUGCAGAGACGAUUAUCAGGCCUUUCUUACCUCUGACCAAUAAGUAGACAUGUUUAUGGUUAGAAGACAGACUGCAAACAUCUUUGCAGACCCAACAUUGUAACCUUUGGGUAGUAAAUAGACUAGAUGCACAAUAUUAACUGUAAGUAUUAGUUCACCUGCGUUGCUUUACAAUAUGAUCUUAAAUGACAUCUCAUUCUUAAUCUACAGGGUUGAGUGUUGGGUUGUUACGCCCUUUGCCGUCAUAACAUCUCUAGAAAGGCUGUCCACAUGAUUUAGGAGCAUGUUUAUAGCUUUAAUUGCUGAAUUAAAUGUUUUUGAAUUACAACUGAGCUGCUGAUCUGUUCUAGAACCUGAUGAUUUCACAAAGAAUAAUUCACUGUUAAACAACAGUGGCUUUAUUCAAGGGCUUUUCCAGAUAAACACUGAACUCUACCGAUCCUUUCUGCCUAAAGAUAACAAAAACACAGCAACACCAUUUUAGUACCACAUUUAAUCACCUUUGGGGUUAUUAAAGUAUUUCUGAUUUGUAUUUAUUCCAAAGGUGUUCUAAUGGGUUGAGGUCGGGAUUCUCUCAUCUAUCUUUGUGGACCAUGCUUCAUGCAGUCGUGAUGGAAGAGGAAGGGACCUCCAAACUGUUUCUCCACAUUGAAAAGUCCAGAAUCUAUUUGUCUGCUGAAGCAUUCAGAGGUCCUUUCAAUGGAACUAAAGCAGACCAAGUCCAACUCCUGAUAAGCAUCCCAACACCGUGUCCUCCACUAAACUAAACUUGGCACAGAAGUCAAGCAAAUACUGAUCUCCUAGCUACCACCAAAUUGCCAGAUGGAGUAUUUUGAUUUGUCUCCACUGCUCUACCUUACGCUUCCUCCAACACUUUACAUUGCACUUGAUGUAUUGCUUGAAAUUAGCUGCUCAGCCACAGGGAAUAUUUAGGAGUGGGGAAAUUUCAUGACAUGACUUGUUGCCCAGAUGUCCUCUUAUCACAGUACCUUGCUGGAAUUCCUGAACUCUGACAGUGACUCAUUCGGUUUGCAGAAACUGUCUUCCUGCU